GGCAGGUAUGUUGGUUCUCAUUUAAAUGAUGUUCAUCGAUCCUCCUUAUGCACAUCGUUUAUUGAGAAAGAGAUCUGGGAUGCUAUAAUUGACUGGUGGGAGCAAGGCUCUAGGGCGGGAUGGAUUUUCUUUUGAAUUCUAUCAUAGAUGUUGGGAUUGGAUAAAAAGGGGGCAUCUUUCUUGCGUUCAAGGAGUUUCACGGCUCUGGUCUCCUUCCAAAAUCCCUUUCCCACUCCUUCAUAUGUCUAGCGCCUAAGAAAGACUCAGUGGAAAACAUCAAAGACCUCAAACCAAUUUCUCUCUUGAGCAACUUUAAUAAACUUGUCAGUAAAGUAUUAUCUAGAAGACUUGCUCCUCUUCUUCCACGGCUUGUCUCUGAUCAGCAACAUGCUUCAAUCAUUGGAAGGAACAUAUCCAAUUUAGGGCUCAUUGCUAACGAGCUCGUCGAUAGCAGAAGGAAAAGUAGAAAACCGAGUCUCAUUUUUAAGUUGUACAUCAAAAAGGCGUUUGACAACGUCAACUGGAAUUGCUUAUUUAAGGUUAUGUCAAAGCUAGGAUUCCCAUCUCAAUGGUUGAAUUGGAUUAAGGGUACCAUGUGUUCCCCAAUGUUUUCUAUUCUGAUUAAUGGUGAGGCGAAAGGCUUCUUCCCUGCGGAAAAGGGUCUCAGUCUAUGCGACCCUCUGUCGUUGGGUCUGUUUACCCUCAUCAUGGAUAUCCUCUCAUUCAUGAUAUCUAGACUGAGCUCCGAAGGGCUCAUCAAAGGUUUUCAUAUGGAUGAAGAGAAUGGUAGUGGUGAAGUUACACACUUAUUGUUCGCCGACGACACUCUUCUUUUCUGUGAUGUCUCACACGAACAAGUGCUCAAUCUAUUGGCUACGCUGGUUUGCUUUCAGACCAUUACAGGGGUCAAGAUAAACCUCGAAAAAAUCUAUCAUGAUCACUGUUGGCGAUGUACCCCGAACCUAGAUACUAUGCUGAUCUCUUUGGUUGUAAGUGGACUAACGAGCCGCCGUUUUACCUUGGAUUUCCCCUUGGCGGAAAACCUACCAAUACAGCUUUUUGGUCUCCUAUGGUUGAAAGAUACCACAAAAGACUAGACGGGUGGAAGGCUAAAUACCUUUCGACGGGAGGCAAGCUUUCCCUUAACAAAGUCGUCUUGUCCAGUUUAUCCGUACGCUACUUCUCCAUAUUCAAAGCACCUAAAUCAACAACAAACAAGAUCGAAAGCACUAUGCGGAAGUUCAUGCGGUCUGGUGCUGGAGACGCUCAAAAGCCUCCUUUGGUUAAAUGGGAUGUUUGCAAGGCCUCCAAGACCAAUGGGGGGCUGGGUCUUUUCGACUUGGAGAGUUUCAAUAAAGCACUUCUUUCUAAAUGGCUAUGGAAGUAUAUUAUAGAGAAAACCAGUUGCGACCGAAACAAGCGAAUUUCAUCCGCAAUUUCAGACUUGAGGCUUCCCAGAUAGGUACCAACCAGUCCUUGAUUUGUCUAGCCUACACAAAGAUUGGCUAGCUUCUCGAAUUCAGGCUGGUAGUCAUGUAGGGACCCCAUCUGAUGUAUUCGUGAGAGAGUUUUGUCACAGAUUUCCCUCUCCAAUGGCUCGAAACGUGCCCACAACUCCUGCGAGAACAACUCCUAAGAAAUUGGCUCCCCAGCGUCCUUGUACGUGCGUUUCAGCUACUGCCACCACUGGUUAGCUUCUCCUUCGAGAUGGAAGGAUGCUAACGUAACUCGCUGAUCAACUAGUACCUCUUGGUACUCAAAAAAUUGCUCGACUCUUGGGAACCAUGCACUGGGAUCAUCUUCAGCAAACUUUAGAAAUUCCAGACUCGCUAGCUUUGCGAGGAAUGUGUCGCCGCCGCCGUUACCCUUCGACCAUUGCUUCCCUUGAGCCCGACCGCGACUUCAUUGCUUCCCUUUGGCUCGCCACUGUUGCUGCUGCCCUUCACGCCUACCGACCACCAGACCCCUCCUUCGUUGCCAUCACACUCUGCUCCCCUUCCUUCUCGCCAUCCUUCUCCUUGCCACUGUCCUUCUUCUUUCCGAACUCCCCCACCAUACCUUUGUCGAGCUCUAGUUUGCGGAGAGAGCGCUCCACCAUGUCAAAUUGCCCGCCUAACUUGUUGACGCCGAGGUCCAACACAUUCAAGCGAUCGCUCAGUGCCCACAAGUUGUGGUUUGUCGCCUGCUAUAUCCCCCGCAGUUGCUCGAUCGAUCCCUGGAGUUCUUGAACCGAAGCGUCUAGCGCCGUACAACGUUCUCCAACCAUCCCCACCGUUGUAUCGAUUCAACCAAGCUCUGAUACCAAUUGAUGGCAACUCGUAACCCACAAGUCAAGGGUUUUGCUUUUAACUCACAAGCGAGAGAACGAGGUAGAGUUUUGAAAGACUUUUAGAUUUAUUAUUUAGGUUAAAUGAACUAACAAUAAAUGA
Messenger RNA from Linum trigynum, 2429 nucleotides. NCBI's taxonomy places the organism in Eukaryota, Viridiplantae, Streptophyta, Magnoliopsida, Malpighiales, Linaceae. The record is from the annotation of a GenBank genome assembly.